Acanthaster planci (crown-of-thorns starfish) is the source of this 4790-nucleotide messenger RNA. It is a transcript of the gene rnf10, whose product is annotated as ring finger protein 10. The record is from RefSeq and is a predicted model, not a curated record. Gene Ontology annotation, molecular function: metal ion binding; transcription cis-regulatory region binding. Gene Ontology annotation, biological process: positive regulation of transcription by RNA polymerase II. NCBI's taxonomy places the organism in Eukaryota, Metazoa, Echinodermata, Asteroidea, Valvatida, Acanthasteridae.
CUCGCUUUCGGCGCAAGUCGCCAGUGUACGAAGAGUUAUCUUGCGAAUAGUUGCGCAAAUAUCGCCAAACUUGGUCUUUAAAGACCAAUUUUGGGGCCAAAUACAGGCACACCGAGCGUUGCCCGUGCUAUAAAGCACACUUUGAGCCUAUCUCAGGCUCAUUUUUGCGGAUACUUUUUCGUAAAACUCCAACUUCAAAAUCUGUCCUAAUCCAACAGAUUGGUUUUUUAGAUUUUUGAUUUGCAUCAUGGAGUGCUGAUCGCGUCUCGCCAUGUCUCACCUCGUGUUCAACCACCAAGUUUUACCUCCUUUUGGAGAGGCUGUGCCGACAGUUAGUUCAACAUUCUUGGCAUCCAUUGUGGGUGACAGAAGAGAAAGAGAUGGAGAAGAAUAUUGCUUUGGUUCGUUCUGCCAGUGGAGUGUCCAAGAUUCCAUCUGAGCCCAACAAAAAAGACAAUGGGCGUGGAAAUGGAAAUGGACAGUCGUACCAUAAGAAGAGAGAGCCCUCACUGUCUAAGUUUGGUCCAGAUGGAGGGCUUCAACGUAAGACCAACCCUCAAAGAUCCAGAGGCUUCACUGAUAAAAGACCACGAAGCAGUAAGGAGAAUGGCUGGACAGGCAGACGUGAUGAGAUGACAAAGACCCAGAGGGCAGAGUUUGGCUCCGCCCUUCCUGCUGGGCCCAAGAAGAUGAAUCUAAAUCAUCUCAUUAAUUUCACCAUGGCACCUCGAGAAUCCUCUAUGGAGAACAGAGGGCCAGGAGGUUGGAGAGGCCGUAAUAAGUGGACUCAUCGCUAUCCUAAGUAUAACAAAGAACAGUUUCUGCAAGCAAAUUGCCAGUUUGUGGUUAAAUCUGGAGGUGAUUACACUUCCCAGUGUGUGGACUCAGAUAAAUUGGUUGACUGGGAUCUCAUAGAGCAAGUGAGGAUUGUUAGUCCAGAAGUACCGUCCUGUCCCAUCUGUCUCUAUCCACCAACUGCAGCCAAAAUCACACGUUGUGGUCACAUUUACUGCUGGACUUGCAUGCUGCAUUACUUGGCACUUGGAGAGAAGACUUGGAGGAAAUGUCCAAUCUGUUAUGAAGCAGUGCAUCAGCAAGAUCUGAAAAGUGUUGUUGCUAAGGCAACUCAUAGCUACAGCCAGGGUGAUGAGAUAACAUUUCGUCUUAUGAAACGAGAGAAAGGUUCGGUCAUUACACAGCCUCACUCUACCAGAGAGUAUGGCAAACUCUUCAACAUUGAUGAUGAUCCGAGUACUACGUGCAUGGUCAAAUUAUUGCUGGCUUCCCCAGAGCAAGUCAGAGAAAAGAUAAUUGAACCAGAGAGAGCUGCUUUAACUGUCCUACUUCAGGAAAAUAAUGGGGAACUUGAGGACAGUUUCACUGAAGCAGCCCUGAAAAUGUUAAAGGAAAGAGAGGACGGUAUUUAUAACACACACAAGAUUCAGACAUUGGCCUCUCGUGUUGUGGGUUUGAACUUAAAAGAAGAUACUGAAACGCAAGAUGUUGAAGAACCAGUGGUUGUGAUGUCAAAAUCUUGCAAGAAUUAUAAGCAUUACUCCUCAGCAUUCUCUGACGAAGAAAUUGAUCCAUCAGAAGAUCAUGAUUCUAGUCAUCAGAGUCAAGGAUUCACCAUUGAAGAGCCGUUCCAAGAUUACCCGGCAUCUCCAGCCCCUAAACUGGAUCCUAGGAAGGGUGAGGCCCGUGAUACAUUGAAUGUCAAGAUAUGUGGUACUAGAAGUGUACCAGUUAUGACAGAGCACCAGUCACCAGGUUUAAGCAUGGAGGGAGUUGGCAUGGCUGAAGGAGGUGUAAAGAAUGCCAGUGAUGUCAUCAAUGGGUCCCAGAGCACCCCUUUGUCAUCUCUCUCGGAGGAUCAGACAGGAGCUGUAGGAAGCAGUAGCAAUGGAAAGGAACAUGUGUAUUACUUCUAUCAAGCUGAAGAUGGCCAACAUCUGUACCUACAUUCACUGAAUGUGCGCUGUCUGAUUCGAGAGCAUGGAAGCUUUGCUGAGUGCCCAGAGACAAUUACAGCAAAGAUUGUUGAGGUGAUACACAUGUCAAUGAAUGAGGCUCUCCGUCGCCGGCUGAGAUACCUUUUCCACCUGCCGCUGACUUGUGACUUUGGAAUUUGCGAGCUGGAAUUCAAACCACCAUUGGUUUCCAAGGCAACCUUGCAGUGCUUUGCAGGAGACUUCCAGCAAAGAAAAAAAGUCAGGGAAAAGAAGGCCCGCAAUGAGAGAAGACAGGAACGCAAGAUGCAACUCAAGGAAAACAAAAAGAAUGGAAAACAUCCACCUCCCAAGUUCUCCUUACAUAGCAGUACCCAGUUUCCUGCCUUUGGUGUAGACUCCAUACCAGCGGAUGUUUCGUAUACCAUCUCGGAGACAUCAUCCAGUGUGGCGUCACAAGACUCACCGAUAUCCUCGUCUGUUAGUUCACCUGUGAGUCUAAGCCAGGAGGAGACUAGUCAUGAAGGUGUGGUCCGUGGUAGUACAGCAUCUGGGCACUGUGGGCUUGAUUCAGAUAGUAUUGGUGAACCAUCACCUGUCAUUGGAAGCUGGGCAUCAGCAGCUAGCGUGGAGGACCACACAACCUCCUGUCCAUCAUUUGCACAGAUGUUGCGUGAAGGUAAAGCUCGACCAGAGACAAGUCACUGGCCUAAGAUAGAGAAGGCAGGAGAGUCAAGAAGCUUGACUGACAAUCUAGCAGGAGACAGUAGAACGCGUAAAGCCUCUGGCCCAGGCCCGGAUGGUAGUGACGACAGUUCUAAUGAAGACUACGUUCCAGUUCCUCAGUAUAAAGAAGCAUUCAGUGAUGCGAUACAAGCCGCUCUAGACAGAGCAGCUGUACUGGCAGCUAGUAACAAAACAGAUGAUGAAGUGACUUCAUCUCCUGGUUCAGGUAAGCGAGGAAGGAAAGGAAAGAAGAAACAACAACUGCUUUUCUCAACGGCCGGCCCACGAUUCAAAUGAGACACUUUUAAGAGAUAUUAAUGAAGUAAGAUUUAAUGUGUACAAGGAAACAAUCUCCAAUGUGCUUAUCAGUUGGACAUGAGAGUUAAAUGGUUCUAUAAGUAAUGUUAAAAAUUAGCAAAAGCACUAGGCAUGAUGCACACGAUAGGGAAAAAAGUACAUAAAGACCUCAUGUGUAUGUGGCAGCCUUGACCACUUUCAAAUACACUACCGUAAUUUUUGGAAUAUAAGCCGUGGCUUAUACAUUGAUUCUCAAGCUGAAAAAUGUCUCUGGUACAGUUACAGAGGUAUUUUUCUUAAUAUAAAGCCUAUCCUUUUGGCAAGAAAUAGUCGGCCUACGAGAUAAAAACGAUCUUUCGACUUACAUGUAACUGAAUUCAAGUUUAAUGAUUGUACGUCCCCAACCACUUCACUUUUGCUAGCCUCUGGAAAAAAGGUUAAGAGCUGAUGAAUGGCCCAUGCAAGAAUACCAAAGUAUUCAAGUUGAGGACUUAAAAUUCACUUUUUAUGGCAACACUUGUUUGCAUUUUUCUUAUUAGGAUUGCAUAUGUAGUGGAACUAUUAAUGUACUAUACUUGCUGUAUUGGUGCUUCAGCACGCAGCCCGCUGAAAUUUAUGGUUGGAUCGUCAGCAUAACAGUGCAGUGUGCUGGUGCUGCUUAUACACCGAUUUAAAUCUUAAUUUUGCUCAUUUGAUCGUGCUGCAGUUUAUACACUGGAUGGCUUAUAUUCUGAAAAUUACGGUAUAUUGUGGCAUUAAGAGAAUAAUCUUAUGUCUAACCCAUGAAUUUAUAUGCUUGUGUGACUUCCGAGUAUUGCAUUAAAGUUACCAAUUUAGUUAUGCAGUUUGUGAGUUCUAGACAACUUGAGUUUUUGAUCUUUAAAUAUAUUUUUUGUUCAACUAGACUGUGUGAAGUAUUUGAAUGUUUUACCCUCUCUACGCCAAAAUGGACCUUCUCUUUAGUGGUCAGUUGGAAAGGUUAGUUGUAAAUCUCAUGUAAUGCAUAAUGUGCAAGGUGUGUAAGCAUGAAAAUACACAUGUGCAUGUAUAUAAGACAAACAGUGCAGCAAUGGCAUUUUGCAUUUUUUUCCACGCUUUAUCAAAGUGUGUUCAGUAGUGGGAGAAAUUUUUGAAGGACUUUUUGCCGUUUGAAGGUAUCAUUUUCAUAAAUGUUUUCAAAAUUCAAAGCAAUUUGUUUAUAUCAUGCAAAAUGGUAUUAGCCAUUGUUUCAAAGAUGAAUAUUUAGUUAAGUCUUCGUGGGCCCAGAGAAUGCAUUCAGGUGGACAGUGAAAUUGCUCAAAUCUGACAGGAUAUGAAGACGUGGCAAGCUUAACCAAAUUAAGUUGUAAAUUAUUUCUCAAUGGCCAGAAGUUGUUCUCAACGUGCCUAAAACAGGCCAAAAAAAGUUUUUGUAAUUUGAGAAAAGAACAAAAUGAUUUAUAGAGGUUUGGUUAGUUAGCAUUUAAAUAUAAUACAUGUACAUGUUUCUGCAAGGAUGGUAAAAGUGGGUUUUUUUUCCGAAGAUGUUUAUGUUCUGUUCCACGGAAUGUUUAUAGGGAUGAUUACAUUAACACAAUACAAGGCUACCAGCAAUCGUAUUACAUAUUCUGUAUUAUAUUUUCAAGUUCUAUUGUCUUUUACGCUACAUUAUUUGAAAAAAAAGUGCUCUGAGUUCUCAGAAUGAAGGAAAGCUUGUGACUUUUAUUAACAGUAUGUAAUAAAUGCUAGUUUAUAAUAUGGAAAAUAAAGAAGCAGAAGUGUACUCCUUCAGAUCUGACACUUCUUGAAGCUGGUAAUAAAUCAGUACAUAGAAUGUUA